AAUUCAGUAUCGCUCAACAAUAUGACUUCUAACAAUUUGUUCGCAAUAAAUCCUGAUCGAGAGCUGUUAAUUAUUGGGACAGUUUACUCUUUACUUCCAGCAAUCAUAUUUCCAGUAUAUUUUCUCAUAAUUCAUGCUUUACACUCCAGAAGUGAUCUUCGAGAAAAUAUAUCUUACAAACUAUUGAAUUUACUCAAUUAUUGUGAUGUUUCUCAAGCUGUGUGUCAUUUCUUUACCGGGCUUUUCCUCAUUUUCCCAUUUAUUACAGAAAACAUUCAGUACAUUGUUAGGAUCUUUGGCUGUACUGCUAACACCCUCUGGCUUGCCACGUUUGUGAUAAUGGCAAUACUUGCGAGUACUCGAAUUGGAAUUGCUUUCUUUAAAAUAAAACCUACAAAAUGGACAAUUUGGAUGAUAAUAUGCCUCAUCAUUGGAUCUGUGUAUAUCUUUCUGGUAUGGAUAGUUGGAUGUAUCACUCAAAACUUCCAACUCAUAGGACCAGCUUGGUCAUACGACAUGGAAGUGAAGUUUGCGGGCCUCUUUGCUGAGCUCGAGUUGGUGUUAUGCUUUCCAACUCUUGCUCUCAGCUUCUGCUCUUACAUCCUUAUCAUCUACAGCAUUUACAAGAAACGAAAAUUAGCCCAGUCUUCGUCAUCGUCUCUUCGGACAGAAAUCGGAAUUUUGAUUCAGGCGACGGUUCUCACGACAUACAUGGCUCUUUUGAUAACUCUAUGGCACAACGCAGGGGUGUCCGAAAACAAAUUCUCAAGCCAUUCUGCUCCAAAAGCCGUUUUGCACAAACAUCACGGCUCGGCCCAUUGACUCAUCUCAGCUCCACAACUCCUAUUGAAAAAUGAAACUUUUAACUAACAUUUUUUUGUGACAGUGUGCACAAUCUCAAUGAUAUAAAUAUUCAACAUUUUUUAAUAAAGACAGUUUUACUA
Molecule: messenger RNA, 944 nt
Organism: Caenorhabditis elegans
Lineage: Eukaryota; Metazoa; Nematoda; Chromadorea; Rhabditida; Rhabditidae
Gene: srt-65
Product: Serpentine Receptor, class T
Exons: 6
Coding region: 22-822 (266 amino acids)
Source: RefSeq, marked reviewed